AUGAACAUUUUGGUUAUUAGCUUGUUAUUAAUAGCUUUAAACUAAAUACAAGCAGGAAUAGGAACAGAUUAUACUUGCAACCAUGAUUUAGAAAACCACGCAACAAAUGUUCCUCCGAAUUUUCUUGAGGAAUUUGAAAAAAAUUACGGAAAGAGAUUAUUGUAAUCUAAGCCAAACGAGUAGCCAAUUAGGUUAACAUUUGAUUUUACGCAGCUAUCAAAUGCUUAAAAUGGAUUUGGUAUGAAUGACUAUAUAAGAAACUACAUAAUUAAUAUAGUGAAAGCAGCUUAAAGGUAUUUUAGGAGCUUUAUCAAAGUAAUCCCAAGGACUAAGCCAAUUAAAUCUUUAAAUUAUGGAUCAUGUGGAAAUCCUCCAUUUGUGGUUCACUAUCCUCCAGAACUCUAAGGAAACGGGAAAGGUAUUGAAAAUUCAGACUUGCACAUACUAGUAACAUAUUAUAACGAUAAAAAUACAGGAGAGAUAGCAAGUGCAGGAUGGUGUGACUUAGACCCUAACCCAAUAAUUGGUAGAAUUAGAUUUAACCUUGCUUUUUUAAAUACAACAUAGAGUAACAGACAUUUUCAAGAUAAUUUUGUAUUAGCUUUACAUGAAUUAACUCAUGUUAUGGGUUUUUCAAAUCAACUUUAUUAGUAUUGGAUUGAUCCAUAAACCGGGAAGCCAUAUGGAGUUGAUAGAGUUUACAAAACAGAAAACUUGUGGGGAAUAUCAAAUGUUUUUAAAAUAAUUACCAAAAAUGUAGUUAAAACAGCAAAAAAUCACUACGCUUGUCCUUACAUUAAUGGAAUGUUUUUAGAAAAUUAAGGUGGAUCAGGAUCUAAAGGUUCUCAUUGGGAAAAGGAUUUAAUCAGAAAUGAGUAUAUGGCAGCAUAAUAGAUUUUAGGAGGUGUUGCUAUAACUGAGUUUACUGCAGCACUAUUAAGAGAUACAGGAUUCUACUCUAGUAUAAAUAGUAAUGUACUUAAUCCCCUCUUUUGGGGAAAAAAUAAAGGAUGUGAAUUUUAUAAUAACACCUGCAAAUCAUAUUAAAAGUUUGCAGAAUUUCCAAAAGACAUUGUUGGCAAAAGAAGUUGUGAUUUUUAUCAAACAGGUAGUGGAGUUGUUGCUUAUAUAAUGGAUAUUUUUUCUUAAUGUCCAGUCAUCUUUAGUUUUCAAAACUAAUUUUGUUCAGAUCCAUCUUUUUAACCUGAUUAAUCUAUUAGAUAAAAUCCAGGUCCAAAUUCAUUUUGCUUAAAUUCAAAUUUAGCUGAAAAAGGUGUUCAUAAAGAUGCUGGCAAUCAGAGAUGUCAUAAGAUAAAAUGUAAUUCUGAUUUUUCAUAAAUAACUAUCUACACAUGGUAAGAUGAGUAUGUAACAUGUAAAUAUCCUGGACAAGCCAUUGAUGUAUCUAAACUAAAAAAAGGUGUUUUUGGAACUAUCUUCUGUCCUUUAGAUUUUGAAUAGACUUGCACAUUUCCCUAAGAUUGUCCCAAUUUAUGCUCUUCAUAAGGAGUUUGCAUGAAUGGAUAUUGCAUAUGUGUAGAUGGAUAUGCUGGUAUUGACUGCUCAUAUAAAUGUCCCUUUCCAACAGCUUUUUAUUAAGGAACUUGUGUCUAAAAAUGCCCAGCAAAUACAUUCAAAAAUCCUGACAAUACUUGCAAACAGAGUUGCCCAUAGAGAUAUUUUCCAGAUUAAAAUUCAUUUGAAUGUGUUUUGUGCCAUAGUUAAUGCUCUUCAUGUUUUGGUGAACUUUCUACUUAGUGCUAUAAAUGCAAUCUUGGAUUUGAGUUGUAGGGAAAUUCUUGUGUUGAAUAUACUUGCGAUCCUAUUUGCGGUACUUGUAAUGGUAGCAGACAUGACUAAUGCACAAGCUGCUAUUAAGAUAAAACUCUAAUUGGAACGACUUGUGUUCAUAGUUGUAACUCUACUUGCAAAACUUGUGUUAACUAAAAUGAUCCUAAUUCUUGUCUUAGCUGUUUUGAUAACUACUAUCUUAAAGACUCUUAAUGUUUGCCAUGUCCUUCACCUUGCGGUACUUGCUAGUUAGUUGAUAAAUAAAUUGUUUGUAACUCUUGCAAUUCAACUUCCUUGUAUAGAUUUGAUUCCAAAAAUAAUAUUUGCAUACCAAUUUGCUAUGCUUCUUGCCUUACAUGUAAUAUGCCCUUAGAUAAAAAUUCAUGUGUGACUUGCAAAGAUGGAUUUUAUUUGAGUAAAAAUUAAUGCUUACCUUGUUCUUCUCCUUGUUUGUCAUGCGAAAAUAAUGCUACAACUUGUUUAAGUUGUAUUAACAAUACUGAUUUUAUUUACGAUUCAAUUAACAAAAUCUGUAAAUAUAUAUGUAAAAGUCCAUGCACAAAUUGCGAUCUUACUAAAGAUACUUGUACAUCUUGUAUCGAUGGUUAUUACUUAGACUAAGUUACUUGUAAAAAAUGCAAAAGCCCUUGCAAAAAAUGCACUUAGAAUGCUUCUAAAUGUACUUAAUGCAUUGAUAAUUACGUUUUGAAUGAUUCUAAUUAGUGUAUUAAUUUAUGCGACUAAUCUUGUGCAACAUGUUCUAUUCAGCAUGACAAAAAUGCUUGUAUUACAUGCAAUGAUGGAUAUACAAUGAUCAAUUCUCUGUGUUUAUAAUGCAAAUUUCCAUGUUCAUAAUGCAUAGAUUCUCAGGAUAAAUGUACUGAAUGUGCAGAAGACUAUGAGUUGAAUGGAAACAUCUGUAAACCUGGAUGCAGCCAUACUUGUAAAACUUGCUCUAAAUUCCUUGAUAAAAAUGGCUGCACUAGUUGCAGAGAGUAAUAUUUUUUACAAUCUAAAAAUGGUAUCGAUGGCAGAUGUUUUAAAUGUAACAACUCAUGUAAAUCCUGCAAAGAUUCAUAGACUUGUGAAACAUGCUUUGAAGAUUAUUAAAUAUCUUCAAAUGGACUUUGCACUAUGAUUUGUGAUUAAUCAUGCUUAACAUGUUCACGUCCGAAAGAUAGCAAUGCAUGUCUAACAUGUAAAGCACCUUCAAUUUUAGUAAAUAACUUUUGCGAAUAAUGUAAAGACGGAUUCUUUUAUUCUUAAGGAGAAUGUAAAAAGUGCAGUAAGAAUUGUAAAUCUUGUGAAAAUGAAUAACAAUGUUCGAAAUGUGAAGAUGGAUACAAAAAAGACUCAUUAAAAGGCUGUGUCAAAUAAAAAUGCCAUUUUAGUUGCAAAAAAUGUGUUGACAAUUCGUAUGAUUCUUGCAUUACUUGUUAGGGAAACAGAGAAUUAAUAAAAUCAGAUUCAUCAUAGUAAUAUGGUGUUUGUUAAUGUCCUGAACUCACAACUGACACUAACUAGCCUUAAUGCUCUUAGUCUCAUAUUUAAAGCAAUAUCAAAAAAACAGUGACUGCAACAUUUACUGGCUCUGUAACGGCGUCAAUAGUAGCAAGUUCGCUACAAUAGAAUCCAUUAAUGUUUUUUACUCAAUUAGAAUUUAGUUAAAGUGUGAGCUAUUUAACUUAUGUGAAUUAUUAGCAACCUGUAGGAUUUGAUUAAGUUAUGAAAGUUAUUUCCUACUCCAGCCUAAAAUUUGAUUAAAAUCAAGAUUAAUAAUCUUCAAAUUAGACUUAAAGAAUCCUUGAAAACUAAACCAUGGAAAUUUAAAAUCAAGAUUUGAUAAUAAAAAGUGAAAAUCCUAAGCUUAGAAUGAAUAACCAAUCUACAAGUUUCUUAAAGAAUUCUUUUAUAAUUCUAAUAAUACAAGGUUUUGCUUGGUCAAUGUCCGUCAUAGCUUAUUUGAUUAAGAAGUAUAUAUAAUAAAGUAUAAAUAUGAAGGUUGUAAAAUUUAUUGUAAAAAUUUUCUAUUUAUCGAUACCUCUGAUUUUAUUCAUUAUUUGCAGCUAGUAAAUGUGGAUAUGUAUAUUUUAUGAGUUUAAUCUACAGUCAAACGGAUAAGCAAAUACAGUUGAUUUUGUUUCUUCAGUAUGUGCUCUUUUUUACAUGUUUUGUAUACUAGCUUACCUCUUCUACAAGCUAGAAUACAAAAAGUGCUUAAAAAAUAUAUAUUAAACUAGUUCAGCCUAAACUAUUUAAGAUAUUAACAUUGAUUCGUUUAAAAUUAGUUAUUUAAUGAGAAGUAAAGACAAUUUUUAUUUUAUUUAUAAACUAGUAAAACAAGAUAGUUUUAUGACAAGGAAUGUCUUCCAGUUUAUAGUGAUUGUAAAAAUGAUAAUAUCUCUAGUUUCAACAUUUGUAGUAAGCAGUCCAUAUCCUCAAAUCGCAACAAUGGCUACUUGUUAUUUUGGAUUAUCUAUUUAUUUAGUAAUUUUUAGACCCUUUAAGCUGAUAUAUUACACCAUAUCUCUAUUAGCAAUUUAUGUAUCAAUAACCAUAAUUUCUAUAAUUUAUGCAAUUUCUAUUAACUAUGAAGAUGAUCCUGACAAGAGCAAGGGCUUUUCUAUUGCCAUUCUUGUUUUAGUUAUAGGAAUUUAUGCUAUUAUUGUAUUAGCAUCUUUGAUUUUGUUAACAAUUAAACUGAUAAAAAUGCUUAAACAUUAUAAAUCUUAGUAAAAACUAUAAAUUGAAUUAAAAUAAAUGCAAAAAAUCAAGCAAAUUGAAAAUGCUAAUUUAUAAUAAUCUAAUUAAAAUUUUGAACCAAACUAAAUUGCAAAUAAUUUAAACAAUUAAACAUAGAAAUAAAUUAUAACAGAUAAAAACUUAAGUUCUGAUAAAAAUUUAAAUUGA
Molecule: messenger RNA, 4701 nt
Organism: Tetrahymena thermophila SB210
Lineage: Eukaryota; Ciliophora; Oligohymenophorea; Hymenostomatida; Tetrahymenidae
Product: leishmanolysin family protein
Exons: 7
Biological process (GO): proteolysis; cell adhesion
Cellular component (GO): cytoplasm; membrane
Molecular function (GO): metalloendopeptidase activity
Source: RefSeq, a predicted model, not a curated record